UGAAAAUACAACCAAUCAGAGUUACUGUAACAUUUCAGGUCAACUGGAUCAAAACAUGGACAGACAUGGCUGAAAUGAGUACGAUAGUGGAAGGAAACGUUAAAUAUAGGGACGGAAAAAAGUGGAAACCAAGAUGGUGCGUUAUGAAAAAACCGUCGCCAGUUGCGGAUCGCCUGAUUGUCCAUCUAUUCAAGGACGUGAAAGAGUCAGUAAAGGGAGGCAAUCCAAAGACAACAUUUCCAUUGGAUGGUUUCUAUGGUCUAGAGUCUGGAAUCUGUUACGACAAGGAGACUAGUGUUCUAGCCAUUAUUUGUCAGAAGCUGAUUACUUUACUGGCGUUUGAUUCCAGAGAGACUCUAAUACAAUUUGAGAUCAAAAUUAGGAGAAGCCUCGGAGAAGAGCAUCAGUUCCCAGUGAGAACCAUCAAAGUGCCGAGUCACAGCAAGCUGCCUCUAGAUCUACUGCGUAUGCACAUACAUGGUCAGAAAUUUUGUCUGACAGGUCAUAUUCCACCAAAAAUACUGUGUUCAUGGCAGGUUUCAGAACUUAGAAGAUUUGGAACUAUAGACGGGAAAUUCUGCUUUGAAGGUGGCUCUAGAUGUGGCAAAGGUCAGGGAUCACAUGUGUUACAAACAGAUCAGGUUGAAGAGAUCUCAGAGAUAAUAUCCCAUGCUAGUGUAGGCAAGUCUGCACCACUUAUCAAGAGACAAACAGGAAAAAGAAGGAGUGAAUUCCUUGACCCAGUCAAAAACAUAGUCAGUGACAACGUGUUCAAGAAAUUCCAUAACACCCAAGUGUUUGCAGACCAGAACUACCAGGAGGACAAUUCUUGGCCACGCUACAAACGUCAUUCAAUUAGCUUCACAGAUUAUAGACGUGCCAAAAACUAUACAGAAAAACAGCGUCUGCAGAGUAUAGAAAAUGUAGAAAAAGAACGUCUGAUGGCCAUUUAUGAUGUCCCACCAAGAAGAAUAAGGAAAGUUGAACACACAUCAAGUAAUGGUGAUAGCACAUCUGCUGUUAGGAGUUACGAUGUGAAUUUUAAUGCUUUACGAAAUUUAAAUACUCAGAAUUCUCAAGGUCAUGAGAACUAUCUUAAUUGGACAGGGGAGUUCAAUAACAAUGUGAUGUCAUACCAGGUUCCCACGACAACCACUGUUACUAACCAAUCAGAAACCACUACAACAGCUAGUAAUUUAUCUGACACAACCUCGUCUCACGGAAGUGUUCAGUCUCUACAAAGCAUCAGCUCAUCACAAGGCACGGUUCACAUGUCAUCAAGUGCCCCUGUUCUAUGUGGUUUUGGAAACCAGUCAUUUAACAGUCAUUAUAAACAACAAAGUCAGUCAGUACCCAAUCAGAUUGCAGGAGACGGCAGUCACAUGACUGAUGAAAAAAGGGACGAGGUAAUGAGAAGAUUAAACCAAACUGAACAAGAUUUAGAGAAAGAGAUGUCACUUCUUGAUGAAAUGUUGAAGAUAUGCCAAAGAUCUGAAGUUGAUUGUGAGGAUGGUAAAGGGAACCAGAAACCACCACCACUUCCGGUUAAGUUGUCACAGCUACGUAGCUUCAUAGAGGGACAGAAUGCUCGAGGAUCCUUGGACAACCUAAGUAUCUCAUCUGAUAACACCCACUGCCGACCAUCACCACAUUCAGGUUACUCACAGAGCAUUCUGCUUAGUCCCAAUCUUGUUAAUAAACUUAAGAAGAUCCCAAGAAAGUCAAAAAUGAGCGCACCACUUCCUUAUGUUAAUUUAUCAAAGUACGAUGGUGCUGAUUAUGAUACAAAUCAUGUUCAUAUACGAGCUGGCUCAACCUCUGCACCAGAUGGGGGUAACUCUUGGAGUGACAUUCAGAAGGCAAGGUCAAAAGGUUAUGAUAAUGUAAGAUGUGAAAGGGACUCGAAUAAGGAGAAUAACAGAAUAUCAGUAUCACUGCCAGGAAGUAGUGAAAAUCUACGAGGGAUGUGUGGAUCAGAUUUACAAGUAAACAGAAGAGUCCGUAAUCAUAGCUUUUCAAAUGAACCGAUUUAUGCAAAUGAGCGAUGUGAAACUCCUCCUCCAGAACUGCCUCCAAAGGGACCAAUGUUGAAGAGUAAGCAGAGAUUGAGUGCAGCUUCACGCCCACCUGCACCACCCAGACCACCAGACAGGCAACCAUCAUGGCAUCAGCGUCAAAACAAACAAAAAUCUCAGUAUCAGAGUCCCAAACCAACAUCUGUCUCAUUGAAUUCUAGUCAACAAGAGGAUUAUUUCCUGAUGGGAAAUUUUGAGAGAGAGCCCACACACUGUAGAAUUGACUAUUCAGAAUCUCAAAGGUUAAAUGAAUCUUUAAGUGGCCGCUCUGUAGUGAAUUUGCCACCAAGGGACCAAAACUCUACAAAAAUGGACCCAAAUAUGUGUUACAUGGAUAUGACAGGGUUAAAUGACCUUGAAAGGUCAAGGUCAGUGGAUUGUGACCUUUCACCAAGACCAAAGUAUGUGAGGUCAUAUAGUGCUUCAGGAGUGGUAGGCCCUUCAGUUGAUUCUCAAAAGGCCUUGCCAAGACCAGAGACAAUAAGUGCUGGAAACUCUCCUAAAGAACCUCGACGAGAGAUUCCUAUAAGAGAGGAGAAUUACAUGCUUAUGACCACUGUGAGUCCUAAAAGGCCAGUAAUAGAUAAUCUUAGAUCAUUAUCAGAAUAUGUGAAUAGUUCUAAAAUAAACUCUAGUUUGUCAGAGAAUUCUGUAAUUGAUUGUGCAAGUGUUCAAAGAAAUAUCUCAUUUGGUGCUGAUGAUUUUAAUGAUAGUGUUAGACAAGGUGAUACAGGUAAUCUAGAAAAUGUGAGUAAUGAUAAACCUGUAGGUAUAGAAAUGCCUUUUGACAACUUGAUAGAAUUCACGCUACCUCCAGAAAAUGUUAAAGAUUUAAAAACUGUGCAGUUGAAUGUAACAACAGAGAAAAAUGACAAUUCAAGCACAAAAACUCCAGGGUUCUUCUCUAGAUUAAUGAGACGUAAUUCCAAAGAUAGGAAAUGUGUUUCUCAGAGUCAUGAAAAUCUAUUGUCAACAGUCUCUAGUGAACCAACAAUUAAGGAGGAUGCAGUGAUGGUAGCGUUGACCGAUUCUUCGAGCUCGGAAGAAAGCAGUCGAGCCCAGAGCCAGCAAGAUCUUGUGUUUGGACCCACAGACAGGAAUCGGUCAUCUAGCUUUCCAAAUCGCUCCAGCUAUAUCGCAAUGAAUGAAAGUAACUCAAGCUCUUCUACUGGGAUAUCAAUACUAUCUCAGCAGUCAGAUCUUGGGGCGACAAAUUCUUCACUAAAUAGCUGUGGCACAGUGUCUACAAGAGCAAGUAGCAAUGAGGGACAACUUAACGAAAGUAUGAACACUAGUGAAAAUGUAUUAAGUGAUUCUGAAAAGGAGGUAGCUAAAGGGAAUUAUGAUGAGCAUUCAUACUUCUAUAUGGGUCCACUACAAAAUAAAACAAAUGGUGCAGAAACAGAUAAGGAGAAAAUGGGGAACAGUGAAUGUUGUGAUGUAAAUGACAGUGAUGAUAAAGAGACAAGUGAAACAAGUGUUGAGAAAUGUUCUGAUGACCAAGCUGUUGGUAAAGUGUUUACAGUGCUUAAUGUACAAGGUGGUAAUUUUGAUAAUAAUGCAUGUAAAACAGAUGAUGAAAAACUCAUUGACUUGUGGCAUUCAACUCAUUCUUUAAGUCCUGAGAAGAGCGACAAAAUCUCAGAUCUGAAGUCAAAAUUAACUCUUCCAUUAGAGGAACUUUCCCCAGAUGAGAAAGCAAAUGCAAUUGCCCGCCAUAUUUCUUCACUGCCACCCUUCGUUCCUCCAAAAAUGAAAACCUACCCAACAAAGUUAUCUCCGGUGCUAGAAAGAACAACGCCAAAGAAGGAAAGACCAGAGCCAUUGGAUUUAUACAGUUCUGGUAAUGUAGAAUCUCCGGUAUUGAGUCCAAGUCUGAUGAAGCAGCAGGCUAAGGCAACAUUACGAAUAACCCCGCCUUCAGAAGAUGAGAACGGGAAAAUCUGGAUUCCAAGAACUGCACAAGAUGUUGAAGAGAUUGUAGAGCAGCCUGCUGAGACUAAAAGUUCCACUCUGGUUGUAGAUAUCAGUGAUGUCGGAGAAGGUGACAGCAUUUCUCUCUCCUCUUUGGAUAGUUAUUGCCAUUGUGAGGAAGUUGUACGGAGUAGUCCUGCCUCCACCAUACUACGUCCAAGGUCUGGUAAGGAAUACCAGAAAAUUGAGCGUCGUAGAACGAUUGAUGAAAGUAGUACAAGUCCUCUAACAACUCCUCAGUCCCCUGCCACAGGCUCAGUGUUUACAUUUGACAAUUUUGGGACUGCAUCGUUAAGCAGCGGGGUCAGUGGUCAAGGAGAUCCUCAAUCUCCUAAAGUGUUUAAACUAUCACACUCGGAACAGGUGAGCCUGUGUACAGCUAGUCUGAGAAGUGAAUGUCUGCAAUCACCAAGGGCUUUAUAUAUGAAUAUAGAUUUUACAGAAAGCUCUCCUCCAGAAUCUCCAUUACUGCCAUCAAGUUCUGGCUCUCAGUUUGACCAGAUGGAAUCAUCGUUAAACUAUGCAGAGAUUGAUCUGAGUGAGUCAGGGAAGAAUGAUAAUGCUUCACAGCUAAGGAAGUUAAAUUAUGCCGAGAUGGACUUGACUACUACAUCAGAUAGUCCAAGAUUUGCGAGUGUACGGCAGACAAAAAAAGGUAAAAAGACUCCCGAACCUGUUCCUAUUGAAUACUCAAUGAUUGAUAUGGUUGCUACAAGGGCAGCUCAGAAGGCAAGAAAAGAACAUGCUAUAAGCAGAGAUGGUAGUUUAAGGCGUGACAGAUUUCAGUCGGUACCUUCAUUUAGUGCAAAAGAAAGGCUUGGCUCUCUGAAAUCGUUUGAUCGUAAACAAAGUUCGGCAAGUGCUGCAGCUCAGAGUACAAGCUCUGUUGAUUCUACAAACAUUUAAAAUGUAGCUGUUUUAUACUGGUAUGUGAAAUGUGCUAUUUCGUUGUAACAAUUAACUUAUUUCUUGCGAUAAAUAUUUUUUUGUAUAUUUUAUAUUUGGGUUAAACAUUUGUUGAUCAAAGCUUUUUUUUUUUUUUUUUUUUUGGUGGCUUGUAAAGGUUAAUGAUUUUUUAUCUUCGAUGAAGAUUUUAUUUACUUUACAGUGAGUUGUAACAGGAUUCAAAUCAUUAUGUCAUCUAAAAUAUAUUCCAAACUACAUGUAUUUUUGCAAUGGCUUUAUUGACGUGUAUGGGGGAAAACAUUACCUACGGGCCUAUCCAUUCAUGUUUCUCUUUUUAAUGAACUUAGCUUUAAAAAUAUUUUUUCUUAUAUACAUGCUUUACAAUUGUGACAUUUAUAUAUCAGUUUGGUUGUGAGACUAUGUGAAAGAGUAGUUUAACCUUUACGAGAUAUAGUUGUGAGUUAUGUCUUUCUUUCAUACUUAUACGUGUUUUUUUUUUUUUUUUUUUUUUUCACACAUUCAAUUUUCAGAGAAGUUUAUAUUAUGUUCAUACAGUACCUAGUUCCAACAUUUUUCACAUGUUUUUCUGGAUUUAAUAAAAAAGUAUAAAAACGUGUACAGGGUAAUGUCCCUGUUUUGAGAUUUUGUAAGAAGAUACCAAGGAUUGUUUUCUGCUUGUCAAGACAUUUUUCUGCAUUGAAUAGAGAAUAUAAGUAAUAAUUCAUGUACAUGUACUUUAAUCAGAAUUAUGUAGUAAUAAACACUGAAUUGGCUGAUAAAAUGUGGUAAAAUUUACUUAUACUGCUAAAAUAUGGUAAAAUUUACUGUAUGCUGGUAAAAUGUGGUAAUGUUCACUUCAUGCUAGUAAAAUAUUGUAAAAUUUACUGUAUGCUGGUAAAAUGUGGUAAUGUUCACUUCAUGCUAGUAAAAUAUUGUAAAAUUUACUUUAUGCUAGUAAAAUGUCAUAAAUUUUACUUUAUGCUGGGCAUAAAACUUGGAAUUAUUUUCAGACUUUAGUAUUUGUGAUAGAAAUGUAUAGGAUUGCACACAUUCUUGUUUGACAUAUUGGAACUAUACCUUUAUCAUGUCUUGUAAAGUACAUAUAUAUUGUACAAGAUAUGUUCAAGACUCUGGCAGCCAUGUGUUCACAGGAAUGAAUGAUCCUAAUUUUAUUUUGAUUGUUUUAUGCAGCUUUUUAUAUACCAUCUUAAGACUUUUUGAUACAUCACAAAAAACUCAUAUAACAACUUAUAUUUUUGGAAAAUAAGCCUCAUAUAUUGGAUUCAAAUUUUUCAUAUGUUAUUGAUUUUGGAUCUGUUUGGGGAUAAACUUAAAAAAAAUGUGAAAUUUAAUGUUACUGGGAGAUAAUUUGAUUACAUGAAGGUCAGGGUCAUAAAGGUUAAAGUUAUAUAACAUGGUAACAUUACUGUCAUUAAACAUGUUACACUUGUAAUUACUAAAUAUUCUUUGCAACACUGUCAUUUAUUCAACCUAACUCCACAAAAUACAUAAAAUGAACUGUUCCUGCUUUGUAUUAAGAGCAGUACAUUGUUAUUUUAGAGGUGUUUCAUUAUCAAAAAAAUAAAUAAUCCAACAGUAUCGAGUUCUGUCAGACAAAACAAAGGCAGACCUGAUUCUAUUGGUGGCAUUUCAAAGCAAAUAUGACUAUUGUGCAUAGCAUUUGAAAGAGUUAAACAUUAUUGAACUAGAUAUAGGCUGUCUGAAAACAACAUAAUAAAUGUAUGAUAGGGCUAAAAAUCUUACCAAAGCAACAUAGUUAAACAUACAUGUAUAUGAAAAUUUGAGGUUUGGUGAAAAUUAAUGAAACAUGCACUAAAACAUUGGUAAACCCUUUGAAUACAGGUAUGCAUGUUUUUAAAAUAAUUAAGGCACUCUUUGUUACAAUUGUAAAAAAUGUAUAAAAUGUUAAAUACAUAAAAAACUGAUUUCAUAGGUUAGCUUUUUUUAUAAAGAAAAGAAGUAAUGACAGUGUUGCACUGAUGUUGCCAAUAUGCCUGUUUGUUGUUUUAAUACUCUAAAUCUUUUUCUUUCGUUAGAGCUUUAAACAGAAACUGUGCAUAUUGUACAUUUAUGUAAAAGGAUUUUAUGGUAUUGAUUGUAUUAUUAUUACCCAUAACCAAUGGUGCUGUUAAUAUAAUCUUGUGUCAUAUGGUAGAUCUAUUUUUCAUACAGUAGCUUUAAUCAUGGUCAUGAUUCAUCACUAGUUUAAUAGACUGGUCCUCCUUUGAGUUGUUAGUUGGAGGAUUGCAAUAUUAAAAUGAUAGAAUUUAACCUUUAGCCUCCUGGCAGCAACUAAAUUUACCCAUGCAACCAGUGCAGACCAUGAUCAGUGGGCACAUUUGAGCACUCUGCAUUCUGCACUGUUUGUAUUUCAGUAACUAUUUUGAAAUUAUCCCUAAAGAUUAAUGAACAGUUCUGUUCAGAUUAAAAGAUGGACAAGUUCAUUUGAGAUAUUUAGCCUGGUAAGUGUUAAUAGUCAACAGAAUAGGUUACGGUUAGACUGUAUGGUCAUACAGGCAGGCCUGGUUCUAUACUGGUUGCUGCAAGCUUGCUAGGGGUUACUUAGUACAAGUAGAUUCUGAUCUCUCGCUCAUGGAUAUAAGUUUCAUCUAUUUAUUAUUGUGUACAGUUUGUGUGUAAACCAAAGUUGAGGUUCAUUUUACAAAUAUUAGAGUGUAACAUAAUCUUUUAAAGAAGAACUACCAAAAUUAUCAAUAAAGACAACCUUUUUUGUUUCACUAGUCUGUGCUUUGACUUUUUCUCUUUUGUCAGUUUUAUGGAAUUUUUAAUCAGAAAGAAGUCUAUGGUUUUAUGGAUUCUUUAGUCAGAAGCCUAUAUUCUGUAGGGAGAAGUGUGGAGGGUAAAAAUUGAGUAUGUAUAAUGUUGAUGCAAAUAUUGUUGUAUUACAUUCUAGUGAAACACUGACUUUACAUACAUUUACCUGAGGGUCAAACUUUCCUACUUUAGCUUUUUCUUUGGUGAAUUCAUAUUAAAUAACACUAUUUUAGUCACAGUUUAAGUAGUAAAAUGCAAAUUAAGUUUUUAAAAAAUAUUUUCUUCUGCAGUAUAACAUUUUAUUAUAAUUGUCAAAUUUAUGAAUUCUGAUUUAGAAUAUUUGUCAACGCAUUUAUUAAGUCCUAACACAAAUUCAUGAUGCCAACAUGUUUUAAUGGUGGGUGUUUUUAGAUUUGUAUAUAUGCAAUUUGUGAACAUAGAAAGAUUUUUUACUCAUCUAUAUGAUUGCACAAAGAAGUAUGGAUUUUACUUGAGGUUUAUAUAGAGGUUAUUUCUCAGGUAAAGAUGUGAUCCAGUAAUUUGUAUUUUUGGGUAUAUGAUUGUCUCAAGACAUUUUAUUCACUCGUGUUAUCUUAUGUUAAUUUUAAGUUUGUUUAUUUUUAUUUUGUUGUUUUAUACAGUUUUAAAUGCUUAUAUUAAGUUAUUGUUCUGUGUCACUGCUAGUCGUGUACAAAAAAGUGUUUUUGAUUCUUAAACAGCUUUAUUCCUGUUAUCAUUUUUUGCAUACUAUUUUCAGGUAUGUAUUGCUCAUAAUGAUUUUAUGCCUGCAAACAAACCCCUGCCAUCCCCUUACUUAUACCCACAUACACACAUAGGUAAAAGAUUAAGGUUUAUUCAUUUGUUCUGUCUGUCCAUCAAUCAUUUUGUAUCUGAACAGACAAUUUAAGAGCAUUUAUACUUGAAUACAACAUUAUAAUCUUUGAAUGAGAGCUUCAUGUAGACAUGACCUUUUUUCCCCUAAUGACAUUGACCUUGGAAUUUUCAAAUUAAAUAAAUUUCGUCAUUUAAUUGUCAUUUAUUAUUAUGAUAUGGGACCGAAGUCAGUUUUGUGUUACGAAUACAUUGAAUUUUACCUUCUUUUUAACAUGGAACAUUUUAGAGCCAUCUUUAAGGUUUCAUUUUCAUGCAAUAUAUUCUUUGUCACUUUUUUUAUUUGUUUGUUGCAUAAGUAUAGUAAGCUCAUGUGAACAUUUCAGCAUAGGUAUGUCAUUUUUUAGGCUCUGAAAUAUCUUGUUUUUAAUUGAAUUUAGUUGGAAUUGAUGUCUGACCAGUAAAAAUCAUAUCAAUAAAAUAGAGAUCAAUUAUUUAGCUUUCUGUAAGUUAAAAAUUCUACUGCUGUAGCUAUUCCAGUCAUAUAUGCUUGGCAAAUAAAUAGUUUGAUUUUGUUAUACUUUUUUGGCUAAGAUUUACAGUAUGUAUGGUGUUAUAUGUUGUCAAUUUGUGUUGUUUUUUAUAUAAAAUCAUAUGAAUCUUAUAUGUUCUACACAGUGAUUUUAUGUUUCACUACAACAGGAGACAAAAAUGUUCAAGCCCUUUAAGACGCAGACAUGUGUAUAUGAAAGUUUAUUUAAUUUGUCAUUUGGAUUUUAGUUAAAAAUGCUACAUGGGUUAUAAAUGUUAUUUUACUGAGUGAAUGGUAUACAAAAUUAUCAAAUUUUGUUCCCAUACCAAAGAAUGGUAUCAUUAGUAAAAAUUUAUGUUCAGAAUUUAUAACCAGUAUGUGUUUGUUUUAUUCAUAUAUUCAUACAUGAUUUUUGCUCAUAGAGUUACAAUAUGUUCAUAAAAUUUACCAGUUUUCAUUUAAUUAGAUUUUUAAAAUUUAUUUCAUCUUAUAUCACUUUGUAAGAGGAAAUGCAAUAUAUGUAUGGAAAUGUUAUCUAAUGCAGUUUAUUUUGUUUAUGUAUGCACUGGCUCAAACAUGUUGUCUCUAUGCUGUCAUAGAUGUCCUGUUUUUAUCAUAUAUAUAAUUAUAGGCUAAAUCGUGACUAAUUCAUUUGCCCCUACCACAUAAAUAUGGAUGGGGUUUGUACUAGAAUCACUUAGUUGUGUUGGUUGGUCUGUCAGUCUCUGAAUCGCCACCUUGUCCACUAUAAAUCCUAUUCCUUUUUGAAGGAUUUUUUCCAGCUUUGGCUCGAGUGUCCACCUCAAUUGGGCAAUGUACAGAUCCAUGCCACAUAUGUGCCAGGUCAAGGUCACACUUGAAGGUUAAUGGUCAGAAAUGUUCAUAAUAUAAAUGUUCAAACUGGGUUCAGUUGUUGACCUCAACAAUAUGUAGAACCCAUGUCACCACUGUGCCUGCUCAAGAUGAAGGUCAUGUGAAGGUCAGAGAUCAGACAGUUUCAUGUCCACUCUGUAGAUACCUUACCCCUUAUAGAACUUUCUUCAAUAUUGCCCUAAAUUCUGACAUCAACAAGGUCAUAUGCAAACCCAUGCUGUAGUAGUACAAGGUCAUAUUUGAAUGUCAAAUGUUAUAAAAUAUCUUGUCCGCCUACACCUUGAAGGAUUUUCUUCAAAUCUGGCUCAUAUGAUAUCAGUUAAUUGUUAUACAGAAGCAAUGUCACUACUGUUUUGGGUCAUGUUCACAUUUGAAAUUUUGUGUAUGCAGUAUAAAUUUUAUAUCCCUUGAAGGAAAUUUCCUCCCUCAGAUUUAGGUCAAAUGUUCACCUACAAAAAUCAUAUGAAUGAACCUUCAUAUUAAUUUGUGUUAUAGAGAUAUGGGGGUAGGCCUAUUCAUCACUUCUGUGGCAGAUCUAGCUUCUACUUCUUUAGAUACUAAAGCUUAACACAGUUGUUGACAUCUGCAAAUUCAGCCAUAUUUGUAUUUAUUAAGUAAUUAAAGAUAUGUCACCCAUAUGUUGAAUCUUGAAAAUUACAAAAUUAAAUGUGAAUUAAAUCGCAUGUUCUGAGUUCAAAUUUUGUGUAUUUGUUGUUUUUCUUUUGCUCCGGAGAUGAUCAUGUUAAAACCAGUGCUGAUUUUUAAGUUGCAUUUUCCAUUGCUGUGCCAAUUAGUCUAGAAACUGGUGUUUCACACAGAUAGUGUAGUUUCCAGGCAAAAAAUGCUUGUAGAUUUAUAUAUAAAAUAUAUUUAUAUUAUGUCAGCAAUAAAUAAUCAAAAUAG
This is a messenger RNA of Ruditapes philippinarum (Manila clam), 10890 nucleotides long. RefSeq lists its product as uncharacterized. Gene Ontology annotation, molecular function: protein kinase binding. Gene Ontology annotation, biological process: positive regulation of protein tyrosine kinase activity; neuromuscular junction development. Bases 66 to 4955 code for a protein of 1629 amino acids. The record is from RefSeq and is a predicted model, not a curated record. Lineage: Eukaryota; Metazoa; Mollusca; Bivalvia; Venerida; Veneridae. The transcript is spliced from 8 exons.